AUGGUUCCUCCAGUAUGUCUUCGUGGCCCACCGGAGCUCCAACUUUACCACCCCACGACCACCAUCAAAAUCUGUCAAGGCCAGUCUUCUUCUUCAAACCCCUGCCUUGAAUUCUUCAAGGCCACCACAUACUCUGAUAAACCCCAACAAAACCCUCCCGUGUAUCAGCAGCAGAAGGAUCUGACAGAAUAUGAAGCAGAGGCAUGGAAGCAUGACCCUCUCACAACUCUCAAGCUCAUAUUUUGCCUGAGAAUGGUGGGGAGGCCCGACAAAGAAGCCUUUUACAAAUCCCUCUUGUGGAUCCACAAAAACCACCCUCUAACCUUGGCUUUGAAUCUCAAGCUUUUUGCGCAAUUGGGUUGGUUCAAAGAUCUAUUGGAAAUUCUCUAUAGGGUUUUGCAGAAAUCCAUAGAUGAAGCCAAGGAAAAGGAGGAGGAAGAGAGCCAGAAAGAGUAUUGGAAGAAACGUACGAAUUAUUGUCAGAAACCUAGUAAAAGGAAUUAUUGGUCUGACUCCGAGGAAUGCGAAAGCGAUGAGGAGGAAGAUGACGAAAGCAAUGAGGAGGAGGACAGCGAUGAGGAAGAAGACGAUGAAAGCAAUGAGGAGGAAGACGAAGGAGAGAAGGAAGAGAGCAAAACAGUCACAGAUGUCACAGAUGUUCACAUUGCCAGGGCUAAAAGUGCGUGCUGUGAGAUUGAAAAGAUCAGCUCUAUUUCCAAAUUCUGUCCUUCUAUUGAUUCGUCUUACGACAGAGAAACUUUGAUAUGUGGAAACAUAGCAAGGAGAAUGUUUCCACGCCAUAAUUUUGGAGAGUACAAAGAUGUUGAAGAAGCUCAUUAUGCUUAUAGGGUUCGUGAUCGAUUGAGGAAACAAGUACUUAGCCCCCUGCGCAUGGCAUUGGAGUGCUUACCGGAUGUGCAACAGAACAACCAGUCAUCAUUGUUCAAGAAAUGCAAGGAGCUGAUUGCUUUGGAAAUCUACGGCAAGAUCAUUGGUUGUGGUGAUGGUGGAGACCGCGAUGAAAGCAAAUUGAAAUUCAAGUGUUACAUGAAGCUCGUGAACAUGCUAUUACCAAAGAAAUAUAUUUUCAACAUGUGCUUUGGUGAUGGGCUAAAGCUUCCUCACCAUGUGGUUGCCUCAUUGGAGAAGGAUCAGUGCGGUGCUGAUGAGAUUGCCGAGGUUCAAUGGCGGAGACUAGUCCAACAGUUGUGGAACAAAAGGAAGCUCAGGAAUUGUAUUGCAGUGUGUGAUGUCCCGGAGAGCAGGAGAGGGUCAUUGAAGGAGAUGGUUUGCAUUUCGAUGGGGUUGUUGGCUUCGGACCUCAGUGAAAAACCAUGGCAAGGUUCUGUUUUCCCAUUCAGCGAUUUCCCAAGGCUGCACAAAAUCAAAGGAGACAAUCUCAAGUCCAGAUGUGAGUUCAUGAGGAACAUAGUGUGUGCUGAGAAGGUGGAUUUUUCAAAGAUUUACAAUGGAGUUCUGCAUAUCGCCACGACGGAGAAGCUGAGCAAUGCCAAGAUGCCUAAAAGCAUUUUUGUGUUCACAUACAGGGAAUUUGACAAGGCCUCUAAGAAUGAUUGGGUCCUGGAUUAUAGGGAGGCUGUGAAGAAUUACAGUAAGAGAGGGUAUGCAUAUGUGCCACGGUUGGUGUUUUGGAAUUUGAAAGGCUCAAUUGCUGAGCCUGAGGUCAUUGGUAGCCAUGUUGUAAAGAAUCACAAUGCAGGGAUGAUCAUCACUGGGUUUUUCAACACUCUGCUCAGUCUUUUCUGCAACGGAGAAUCGAAUCCAGGAACAUAUGCAGCUCGGGUUGCUCAAGGACAUGUUGAUGGGAUUGAUCUUGUGUCGCUCCAGAGGUUUGCUCCAAAGGUUGAGGAUGUAAUGGAAUGGGCACUUUCAAAUGAAGAGUUGACGAGCCUCUUUAUAUUUGACUGA
Messenger RNA from Prunus mume (Japanese apricot), 1929 nucleotides. NCBI's taxonomy places the organism in Eukaryota, Viridiplantae, Streptophyta, Magnoliopsida, Rosales, Rosaceae. The record is from RefSeq and is a predicted model, not a curated record.